AUGACACUCGCUGAUAGAGGACGCGCACUUCAAGAAAAAGUCCUAGGUCCUUCAUCUUCAUCUUCAGUGGAAACAAACUCUGCUCCUCCACCCUCCUCUACGAUCAUUUCCUCAACACCUUCUCCUGCGACCGAUCUCUCUUCUCCGCCGCCAUCGCUGACCUACGAGCUGCCCGUCAACGAGACUCUGCCUGCAUCUCCUUCGCUACAACAGUUUGUUAAAAUCAUGGAAUCAGAGCCUGGUAGAGGAAAAGACUCAAAUGGUUUUUUCUUUCCAGUGACAUCCUCCAGAAACGCAAAGUGGUGCUACUCAGCCUUUCACAAUGUCACCGCCAUGGUUGGUGCCGGUGUCCUUAGUCUUCAUUACGCCGUAUCUCAACUUGUAUGACUGAAGCACAAGGGGGGUGCAAUCAUUAAGGUUCUUAGUAGAGAGAAGCAUAAUGAAGUGCUUGUUGCACUCUAUUCGUACAUCUCUUCACAGGGAUCAUCUUUAGUUUCUGCAGAUCUUUCUAGUUCUGAUGUUACAGAUUCUGUUUUGUUACAUAUUAAAGAAUGCAAGAAUGUUGAGGCUUUAAACCUUAAUUUUUGUGAACAUAUCUCUGAUGUUGGGCUCGGAUGCAUUAUUGGUCUUUCAAACUUGACAAGUUUGAGUUUGAAGAGGAACACAAACAUCACUGCAAAAGGAUUGAGUGUACUUUCAGGGUUGGUCAAUUUGUCAAAGUUGGACCUCGAAAGAUGUUCUGCAAAAGGACUGGGUGCAUGUGGGCAUCUGGGGCAUGUGGGGCUUGUGGAACAAGGGUUCUACUAUAUGUACGAGUUAAUGAAACCGAACAGUGUCAAACCUGGUUUAGACCAUUAUAUGUGUAUCAUUAACAUGCUAAUCAAGGCUGGACAACUAAAUGAAGCUUUAAGUUUCAUCGUAUCAACACCAAGCAAGUAUUAUGAAGGUGGUACUUCAUUAGUGUACUUAUGGGAGGAUGAUGAAAAGGAAGGCUUCAUGGCUUGCUUCUUGAUAAAAAAAGAUGGAUCAAAGUAUGCACACGGUGUGCGAGGUUACCUGAACGAGGGAGGUUGGGAUGCUAUACAUCUUAUGGAGAUCAUGAGAAUUCUGGGGCUUUUAGUUUGUCUCGAUCAAUUCGCAGACAGGUAUAUGAUCUUCUUAUUCUUAUUAUAUCUAAUUAACCCUACAGAUGUUGAGGCUUUAUCAAGGCUAAAGGCGUUAAGAGUACUCAAUUUGGGAUUCAAUGAUAUUGUAGAUGUUGUUUUGGUACAUAAAGGCCUUCAUCGUUUGAAAUGUUUGGAGUUGUCUGAUACAAAAGUUAGAAGCAAUGGUCAUUGCCAUCUCUCAGGGUUGAUGAAUCUCCAAAGUUUAAAUCUUUCAUUCACUGUUAUCAUGGAUGGAGGUUUAUCAAAUCUAUCUGGAUUAUCAACUUUUAGAUCACCUAACUUAGAUGUUUGCCACAUUACAGAUGCUGGACUUUCAACUCUUUCAUGUAAAAAAAAUAAGAGGUUGCUUCAUGAACUGAUGAAGAAACUAGAUUCUAAAUUGAAGCAUGAGAUGGAUUAUAUAAACACUUCACACCCGGAUUUUAUUGGUGGGAGUAAAGCUGUUGAAACAACAAUGCAGCUAGUGAAGUCUUCUAAAAUUACAACCACAAAUUCAAGGCAAAAGGUGAAACUCUAA
Molecule: messenger RNA, 1683 nt
Organism: Lactuca saligna
Lineage: Eukaryota; Viridiplantae; Streptophyta; Magnoliopsida; Asterales; Asteraceae
Source: the annotation of a GenBank genome assembly